AUGAAAAGAGAUGUUGAGUGUUAUACAAAGGCUGAAGAACUUCGUAAAACAACAAAAAGGAAACUUCUUCAAGCAAAGCGUAAAAUUAAACGUCUGGAAAAGGAAGUACAAAAAAUGAAGAGAUUUCCAAGUGCAAUAAGGAAGCUUUUUUACGAUGAUCAGAUAAAACUUUUGUGCGGAUAUUAUAAAAAAGUUCCGGUUUGGUGCAAUGAAACUUUACAGAAGGCAUAUAGAUAUAAAUUCGCAUGUGGCAGUUCUGGUUACGAAGAAAUAACUCGCGAUUUACCCUUACCAUCAUUACGAACGCUACGUAGACGACUUCAAAGCUUACAAUUUGACAGCGGUAUUUUAAACGAGGUUUUUGAUUUUUUAGCUAUUAAAGUGUCUCAGUUUCAAAGCGGAUUAGAUAAAUUUUGUGGUAUAAUCUUAGAUGAGAUGAAGAUCACUCCUGGUCACACAUUCGAUCACUCGACUAAUACUUACCUAGGUCGUGCAACACUUUCUAAUCAAUUAAAACAAUAUGAUACUGCUACGCAUGCUUUAGUCAUAAUGUUAGGAGGUAUUGGUAGCAGAUGGAAGCAAGUAGUUGCGUAUUACUUUACAAGUAGUUCGGUAAACACUUUACAGCUAAAAGAAAUCAUUGAAGAAAUAAUAAAUAAGGCUGAAGCUAUUGGCCUUCGUGUGCUCAGCGUGACGUCUGAUAUGGGGUUUAUGAAUAUGGGUUUAUGGAAGUUGUUCG
Molecule: messenger RNA, 739 nt
Organism: Temnothorax curvispinosus
Lineage: Eukaryota; Metazoa; Arthropoda; Insecta; Hymenoptera; Formicidae
Exons: 1
Source: RefSeq, a predicted model, not a curated record